UAUGUUACAUGACACGUUCACAUCCAUUUUGUAACCGGUGAAUCAACGAUGCUGAUUGAGUUGAAACACUUUGUUUGACACUCACUUUUUACUUUCACCCUUUUUGUUUGAUCAUGAGAUGAUGAUGAUGGUGAUGGUUUUGAACUUGGGUCAAGUCCAGACAGAACAUAUAUACUUACUUGAAUGAAACAUUAUUCAGCUUCCAAGUUCCUCGUACCAAAGAAAGUGUUGGCGGCAUGGAGAAGGAGCAGCUUGAGUAUGUGUUGGUGCCAUCGGGUCUCUUGGUGUUCCUCACAUACCAUAUAUGGCUUGUAUACAACAUCGUGCACAACCCUCUUAGAACCGUCAUUGGCCUUAACGCCGAGUCUCGUCAUCAGUGGGUUCUUGCCAUGAUGAGUGAUCCUUUGAAGAAUGGGGUUUUGGCAGUUCAAACUAUUCGUAACAAUAUCAUGGCAUCUACUCUUCUAUCUACAACAGCCAUCACACUCAGUUCACUUAUUGGUAUUUUUGCCAACAGUACGUGGAGUUCUGAUGACACUUCUUUCGUACCCUAUGGCCGUUCUUCAAUCAAACAUAUUUCUGUCACCAUUUGCUUUCUUGUUGCAUUUUUAUGCAAUGUGCAGUCUAUAAGAUACUAUUGCCAUGUCAGUUUCUUAAUCACUGCACCAACAACCAGAGACAAAAGGGAGUAUAUGGAAUACAUUGCUAAGACAUUGAAUCGUGGGAGUCAUUCUUGGUCCAUUGGACUUCGAGCAUUUUACUUGUCUUUUCCAUUCUUCCUGUGGAUUUAUGGGCCCGUACCCAUGUUUGCAUGUUGCUGCUUGACAUCACUUAUUUUGUUCUUCUUGGAUACAACAGCUAAAAUCACGCGUGAUCUUCACAGUAACUCAUUCAAGAAGGAGAGAGGAACUCAUGUAGAGUCUGCUGUGGAGCCUGAUGAUUAUUAUCAUCCUUUAUCUGGUAACAAUUUGUCACAAAACUCGGGGGCCGAUCAUGUAUAAUUGAUUAUAUAUGUAACAAUUUUGUAUGUUCAUAUCGAGAAGUAUGAACAUGUGCCAGGGAUGUGAGGAGGAUUCACUGAGAGUACUAGGUAGUAAUUUUUGUUUCUUGUUAAUGGUAGUGGAAUUCAUUUUUGUUGUCUUUGCGUUAGUUAUGUUUCACUUCCUUGGGAUGAACUUACCCAUGUGCUACAUAGUACUUACAUUUGUUCCCAUUA
This is a messenger RNA of Cajanus cajan (pigeon pea), 1216 nucleotides long. RefSeq lists its product as uncharacterized. The record is from RefSeq and is a predicted model, not a curated record. NCBI's taxonomy places the organism in Eukaryota, Viridiplantae, Streptophyta, Magnoliopsida, Fabales, Fabaceae.